Molecule: messenger RNA, 183 nt
Organism: Plasmopara halstedii
Lineage: Eukaryota; Oomycota; Peronosporomycetes; Peronosporales; Peronosporaceae
Exons: 2
Coding region: 1-183 (60 amino acids)
Source: RefSeq, a predicted model, not a curated record
AUGAUGGGAAAUUGGGAAACUUGUGAACAACUCCGUCGGAAACGAAGCCUACAGGUGGAGCCAAAUCUCCAAUUUGGACAGGGCCGUGCAGAACUCCCUGUGUGCCCACAAUUGAACGUUAUAAAGCAGUCAAAUCUCGAUAAAGACACAGUUGAUGAGGGAUACUGCCCCGAAGCUCCAUAG